AUGGCAUUAUUGACGUCCGGCCGUUCAACAGAAUUACCCCUAUUUGAUCCAGACGUUGAUGAUUUUAUCAGUACAACAAUGCUUCAUGGGGAUCAAAAUUUAAACUCACAUUUGCACAGCGAAUGCGAACUAUUGUGUGAUAAAAUUCUGGAUUUUAAUAUUGACUUCGGACUUGUUGAAAUAGCAAAUGAGAUGCCUAUUACUCCAUCAAAUCUUCCAUAUGAUUCUGAUCGAUUACCAUCAUCACCAUCUAUGAAAAAAAACCGGAAAAAAAAGCAACGUCGAGUACCAUCAAAUUUACCACAUACAAAUGCGCGUGAAUGGAAUGUCAUGGAUGAUGGCACUGGCAAAUUACGUAAACCGUACUUAUACGAGUUUCUUCGACACUUGCUUGAUAAUCCAAAUUAUUCUUAUAUUGCUUCAUAUGUUGAUAGAAAUAAAGGCACUUUUAAAUUUUAUGAAAAAAAUACUGCCGCUGAAUUGUGGCAGCGCGUAAAGGGUCGAAAUUCAGAUUCAGUAAUGACCUAUGAGAAGUUAGCUCGAGCUAUCCGUUACUAUUAUAGCAGUGGAAUAAUACGUCCAAGUCCAGGACGUUUUACAUUUCAAUUUGGCUCUGGAUCAAAUUUCUGA
This is a messenger RNA of Rotaria sp. Silwood2, 630 nucleotides long. Lineage: Eukaryota; Metazoa; Rotifera; Eurotatoria; Philodinida; Philodinidae. The record is from the annotation of a GenBank genome assembly.